CAGAAGCAAACGUACUGACUUGGCCCCUCUCUGUCCACAUUUCAUAGUCUAUCACUCCUCUUCUUCUCCGGUAUUUGGAAUGGCGCCUCCACCUAUAGCUACUUUUCCUCCCGCGACCCUACGUCAAGAGCUGGCUCCCGAGGAAUGGCAAGCGUGUCUGGAUGCCUGGAUAUCUCUCGCACAAAUUCAUCUCCGUUUGUCAGACAGCGAAUUUGUCAAGACUGCUGCAGAUGAAGGCCCGUUAGUUUCUUUCCUCACCGCGUACUUCCAAGAAGUGUCUCAUUCAUCAGCCGACGAUUCAAGUCUUCAAGGAUCGAAGGCUUCCUCGUUAAGAAAGUCAUGUUUUCUCCUCACCCACAGGAUACUCUCUGAAAGCUCUAUACCUCCUCCACUUCUCGGUUGGCCAUUCCUAACCAAUUUAUGUCAAGUGUUCCCACGAAGUAAAGGACUUCGCGAAAUUCUCCAGAGUGUAUGGAAGCGGAAAGGGGAAGCUCUGGAAACCGAGCUGCAGAAAAUGAAGAACUCUAUGACGGCAGCAUUGGAAUCAUCUAGCCCAGAGGCAGCAGAGGAGGAUAUUGAGCGGCUCUGCCAUCUGCUUCAUGUUUCUCCAGACGCUGGAGAGUUAUUCCUUACUGGGGCGGCCUUUCCAGAUUCAUUAAGUACAGCGUACAGCAAAGUUUCACAAGGCCUUCAGUCGAAGCUGGUUUUAGUGGCAUAUCUCUCAGUUCUGGGCACGUUAAAGAGUUCCAAGAUGAACUACUCCCUGCUUUCUGAUCAUCUAUACGCUCUGAAGAUCAGGGCUGAACAGGACCAGAAGGCAGGCAAGAAGCUUCUUCUAGCUGAUCUAGUCACCAAUACGCCCUUCCUAGUUCAAAUUCGAGACACACUACCAAACACAGGUGCAAGAGCAAAGAAUAUUGCCGCCUCUCUUAGCGUCUUCCAGCAGUCCAGUCUUGCAAGACCAAAGAACCUGGUGCGAAGAAAGAUUGAUAAGGGCAAGGCACGCGCGGACGAUCACGAGUAUGCCGAUGGCUCAUUUGGAGCAAUCCACGUGCAUCGUAUGAGCCUGGUUAGCCAGAUCCAGGACCUGUUUCCUGAACUUGGCGCCGGCUUUGUGGUGAAACUAUUAGACGAAUACAAGGACGAUGUGGAGCAAGUAACAGCACAUCUACUAGAUGAUUCGCUUCCUGCCUACCUCAAUGAGGCAGACAGGACCGCGCAACUGAGUGAUGAUCACCAACCGAGGGAAGCUCACUUCACACCAGGUUCAACUCCUCCACCUCUACCCGAACGCCGCAAUAUAUUCGACAAUGACGAAUUCGAUAAUUUGGCAGUUGAUGCAUCUCGUCUACACAUUGGCCGCAAGAAUGAGAAGCUUACUGCAGACGCCAUUCUCUCCGAUCGCAAGACCGCACCGAAUAAGGCAGCUAUUCUGUCUGCCCUCGCCGCAUUCGACUCUGACGAUGACGAGAGGGAUGACACCUAUGACGCUGAAGACGUUGGAGGCACCGUAGACACUACGAUGCCAGGCAAUGAGACCGAUGUCAACGAGGACACACUCUUCAAAGCAUACGCAGCCACCCCUGGCGUCUUCGGCCGCGACGCUGACACAAGACGAAGCAAGGCACGAGCAGCCCUGAAGAGCGAGACCGGUAUGACGGAUGAGGCAAUCGAGGGUUGGUCUAUUAUGAUCGGACGGGAUCCGCGUCGCCUUCGGAGGCUGGAGAUGAAGUUCUCCCACUUCUCUGGUCAGCAGCGCGAGCUACCCUCGACAGCAUACAGAGCUAGUCCCGCCGACUCUGGUACCGAAGGCGAGAAUACUGGAGACGGUGGUAGGGGAGGGAGAGGAGGUUUCCCAGGCAGAGGGCGCGGUCGAGGGCGUGGCCGUGGUGGACGAGGAGGCAGCGGUGGGGCAGGUGUAGCGGGCGCUUCGGACGACAAGAAUACGCAGGCCGCGCGGCAGCAUAAGGAGGCGAGCAAAGGAUCUCGUGCGAAUCAUAAUCGACGCGACCAGCGAGCGAGAAAGAUGGCUAGAGGUGGAUUUCCUGGAUAGGCUUAAUAAUCGGAUGGCACCGCUAGAAGCAUCCACGAAUGAUACUUUCAGUAUCCUAGAGUCAA
This is a messenger RNA of Mytilinidion resinicola, 2118 nucleotides long. RefSeq lists its product as uncharacterized. Lineage: Eukaryota; Fungi; Ascomycota; Dothideomycetes; Mytilinidiales; Mytilinidiaceae. The record is from RefSeq and is a predicted model, not a curated record. Gene Ontology annotation, molecular function: ubiquitin binding. The transcript has 2 exons. Bases 80 to 2053 code for a protein of 657 amino acids.